UACUCUGUGCAGCCAUAGAUGUGUCUCUCAGCUGCACUGCCUCUGCCUUUCCCCUUCCAGAUGCUGACAGGAUCUGAAUCAUUGGACAGAGAGAAAGAGCUCCUCUCGUAUAUGCAUGGAAACUGGACAGGGGAUGAAUAGCAGAAAGGAAGAAAGAGCAAAGUUGGUUAUUUUUCUGGCACAUGGAUGCAAUUACGCGGAGAACAUUCCAGAGGCGUUACUUUGAAUCCUGAGCAGGUCUGCUUGCCAUUCCUGCGUGGAGAGAAGUAAAAAAAUAAUAGAAAGAAGAAAAGGCUCACGCACAGAGACGGAAUGUCUGCACUUUCCAUCCUGUUUCUAGCAUCCUGUUCAACUUGGAUGUCGCAGGCACAGACAGAAUUUAAGAGGGUGGCUGACGCCAAUGUUACUCUGCCCUGUUACCACCAGCUGCACCUCCUGGAUCCAAUGAGCCUGGACAUAGAAUGGCUGCUGAAGAAUUCCGAAGCUGAACCAAAAGUGGUGAUCACUUACGCAGGAGGCAUCAUCUACGAUCACCUGAAUAAAGAACAAAAGGGCCGUGUUUCAUUUGCUUCCACUUAUCAGACUGGAGAUGCCUCUUUGGAGAUUUCUCUCUUGCAGCCAAGUGAUGCUGGGCAGUACACAUGCAAAGUUAAAAAUGCUGGACAAUAUGCAUGGACCCACAUCACCCUAAAAGUUCUGGAGAAACCUUCUAAACCCAAAUGCUGGAAAGAAGGAGAGAUGUCUGAAGGGAGAGAAAUCACUUUACAAUGCAGUUCUGUUUCUGGCACUUCACCCAUAAUGUAUACAUGGCAGCGUAUAGAUGAGAAGGGAAAAGCUGGGUCCCUGCCUCCCAUGACACACAUUAACUUUUCCAAUCCUGCACAAAUUUUUAUGAAGAAUCUCACAUGGAUGGCUACUGGGUCAUACCAGUGUACUGCCUCCAAUGAAGCAGGGCAGGAGAGCUGUGUUAUAGGGGUGACUGUGCAAUAUGCACGAGCGUUUGGCAUACUUGCUGGGGCAGUCUGUGGAGUGCUGGGAGGGCUCUCCCUAGUUUUCCUGGCUGUGUGGCUGACUCUCAAGAGGAAAGAGAAGAAGAAAUACGAAGAAGAAGAGACUCCAAAUGAAAUCAGAGAAGAUGCAGAGGCACCAAAGGCCCGAUUAGUCAAGCCUGGCUCUUCCUCUUCUGGCUCCAGAAGUUCACAUUCUGGUUCCUCCUCAACUAGAUCGACAGCAAACAGUGCCUCCCGCAGCCAACAGACAUUGUCCACAGAGGCUACCCCCCACAUAACUCCAACGCAACACAGCAAGGUGGAGAUGGAUGGCAGGGGAAUUGAGCCAAAGAAAAUUAACCACACCAACUUGAUGAAAAUAGACGCCACACCAACCAUGGUGCCUGCGCAGAGUCGGGCUUUCCAGACAGUUUGAUCGCUUCCUAUCUAUUCAGGCCCCAGCUAUGUCCAUAACUCACAUACACCACCAGCAUUAUGCAAUUUAGAUUAGCUUGUUUAUCUUUGACGGCAACCCACUACACAACAGACCCUCACUCAGUAUUUUCUUCACAUUUCUGUUCUGAGGUACAGAUACACACUUGAAAAAAUAACUCAUGUUGACUGUUUUGUAAACUUUAUUAUUAUUAUUUUUACUUUGUUUGCUUUUUUGUGAUGACUCUUAAAAGGAAGAAAAGGGAAAGUUGAAAUUGCAGGUGUAACAUGCUGGAGUCUUGAACCAUUUCUUUUAAAGAGGCACAAAAGGUGUAAUAUUCCAAUUGAAUUGUAAAGGGGGAAAUUAUUUUGUACAGUUCAUGAAAUGUAUACAUGAACCAUUAUCUUCUUGGCUGUAGCACCAGUUUUCACUGAUGAAGUUAUUCUGAUCAACUUCAGAAGGCAACUGACAGCUGCUCUGCAUAUAGCCUUUUGCUGAAUUACCAACAGUAGGAACAACAAACCAGAAAGUAAUAACUUGAAAAACAUUGAGAAGCAGCAGUGGACUCUGAAUUGCUCUGUUCACUGGAGGGACCUCCCCUGAACAUGGAAGUGCAUUAAUUUAAGAAGGUGUGUAUGACUGAAGGAAUACAGACAUUAGCCCACUGUGACCAAGCCCAAUUCUGUCCUUAUUUGUAUAAAUCAGAAACAAUUCCACUGAAUUCAAGGAAAUUAUAUCCUAAUAGAUCAUUAGAAUGUGAGAUCACAAUCAAAUCCCCAAAUCCCUUUGCAGGUUUAAAAAGAGUAUCUCAAAGAGUUGUUUAAAACAAAAACAAACAAAAAAUAUAGCACUUGAUUGACUAAUACAGAAGUCUCUGGAGGAAAAAUACGGAGAGUGUGCUUCUGUUCUCUGUGCUAGAAAUAAUGACAUCCAUUUUUAAGAUGAAUGCUGGCAAAGCUGCUGCUCCUAUUUUCAAAAGUCCAGACCAUGAUUAGUAAAAUGUAUAGGUAAUUGUUUGAGAAACCUUAUAGCAAAUUAUUUUGAAGAAAGUACUCAGCCAUGCAAAUGUUAAAGGCAAAGCCCAAUGAAAGUAUAUUUACACAGUGCAAACAAAUCCAUAGAAUUCAAUAGCUGACUUAAAGAAUAUAUUAGUAUUUCUAAAGUAAGAAGAUACUUCUAAGAAUACCACUAGUAUCACAUGAUAUUAGACAUAAACAUCUAACUGGCCUGAUUUAAAAUGUCAACCAUGUUGUGGCUGGUUGUUUUUAAAGCUGUUAUGCCAUGGGAAUUAUUUCAUCAUAUUCUUAAACAGUCAAUAAGAAGAUAGUGGUAGAACCACUAGUCUGAUACAGUACAAGAAUGAUUCCCAAAUGAUUGCUUGAUUCAUCAGUAGAUUAUGUAUUGGAAAUAUAUUGGCAGUGGAUGUUAGAGAUAAUACAAGGGGAUAAAGGAAAGCUGUUUUCUCAAAGGAAAUCAUAGCUAACCUUCCCCCCUCUCCUUCUUCAAAAGUA
Elgaria multicarinata webbii is the source of this 2933-nucleotide messenger RNA. It is a transcript of the gene CLMP, whose product is annotated as CXADR like membrane protein. The record is from RefSeq and is a predicted model, not a curated record. The transcript is spliced from 7 exons. Gene Ontology annotation, cellular component: cell surface; cytoplasmic microtubule; membrane. Lineage: Eukaryota; Metazoa; Chordata; Lepidosauria; Squamata; Anguidae. The coding region runs from base 313 to 1425 and encodes 370 amino acids.